Molecule: messenger RNA, 570 nt
Organism: Coffea arabica (coffee)
Lineage: Eukaryota; Viridiplantae; Streptophyta; Magnoliopsida; Gentianales; Rubiaceae
Source: RefSeq, a predicted model, not a curated record
AUGGUGCGCCCCGAUAGGAAAGAUUGGAGUCAACGGUUGGACGAUGCACUCUGGGCCUAUCGUACGGCAUACAAGACUCCUAUAGGGAUGUCACCGUACAGGUUGGUAUUCGGGAAGCCGUGUCACCUUCCAGUGGAGUUCGAGCACAAGGCUUUUUGGGCGAUAAAGCAAUGCAAUAUGAAUCUAGAAGAGGCCGGUGUUCAACGGAAGUUGGAUUUGCAGGAAUUGGAGGAGAUUCGGAACGAAACCUACGAAAAUGCAUUAAUUUAUAAGGAGAGAAGUCGGACAUUUCAUGACCAGCAAAUUUCAAGGAAAACAUUUGAAGUUGGUCAGAAAGUCCUCCUAUACCAAUCAAGGCUCAAGCUAUUCCCAGGUAAGCUACGUUCCCGUUGGAUUGGACCUUUUAUUGUGACUCGCGUUUUCCCCUAUGGUGCAGUCGAAAUCCAUGGUGCUAAAACAGACAACAAAUUUGUGGUGAAUGGACACCGUCUCAAGCAUUAUUACGAAGGAUUUUCAAGUGGAGAGGUGGAGACAAUAAGUUUAGAUGCGCCACCGUGUCCGAAACAGUGA